AUGGUAGCGGAGCUCUGGAAAGCCAGACUCCGAAACACGUUUCUUCGGCGGUUUGAGUUCAGGGACCAGGCUUUACGGGAAGAGCCAACCACGACUACUGCUGCAAGCCUUGAGGCUGUCAAAGACAAACUUCGAGAGUUUUACAGAGAGCAGCUGUUUCUUCGGGUGAAGCCUGAAAACCGAAGGCAAGCGAGCUGGGAGAAGCAGUUGUCUGUGGUCGAGGAAGCAUUUGAACUUCGCUUGGAAAAGUUUUCGACAGUCGAAGAAGUGCUUGCAUUUGGUGGCAAGUGCUUGAAGAACGAGAACCUUCGCGAAUCUUUUACCUGGUUUGGUUUCGAGGCUGCCGAAGAGCAGUCGUUGAGCUGGGCAGCGCAAGUUGCUUUCGUGCACCUGCAGCAGGAGCGCGAGAACCUGGAUCGAGACCUGUCUGUGGGGUCUAUCACUUCAGAGCCUAAUACGCCAGGACACUCUCGGGUGUUCAACAAGAAGCUGCAGUCGGCAGCGAGCCCCAUCGACCUCGAUCAGGACGAGCCAGGGAUGAUGAUGCAGCAGAUGACCGCGGCUACAAAGGCUGCGAGCGAUGCUGCAAUGGCUGCGGUACAGGAGUGGUCACUCAAACAAUAUGUGGUGGCACUGGACACGGCCUACUCCGAGGACCUGAAGAAGAUCGAACAGUUUCCGACUGCAGAGAUUGGAUGGAUAAGCGGGGCUCCAAGUGAUCCAGCGUUUUCCAUCGCAGAACGGCUACGAGGCUUUGAGACAGCUGAUGCAGAGCCGUCGAGCCGUGCAAGAUCGCUUGGAAUCCUCACGGCCCUCACUCAGACGCACCCGUUUCGCACCAACGAGCCGUUUCUUGCCCAGCUGCUGGAUCUUGAGAGGGUGAUGGAGGAGUACGAGCGUUCAUCUGGCAAGAAGCUGGAGGAGGACCUCAAAACCUCGAUCCUCCUCAAGAGCAUCUCAGGCGGGAUGCGGAACCACCUGUCCACCGUCCUGACGGAGACCUCCUCCUACGACGAGAUCAGAGAGGCAGCCCUUCGUUAUGAGCGCAUGCAGUUCAAGUGGAGCCCUUCGAACCUUUUCAGCACCGAGUCUUCGUAUGCGCAAAAGAAGUCCCACGAGCAGGUUGAGCAGUCCCAAGGCCAGCCUGGCCCACAGCCUUCCGGAGCUUCUGUGAGCGGCACCUCCACCAGUGCCGGCCCUUCAUAUAGCAGUGCCUCGAGCCAAGCCUCCACAGCCGUGCGCCGUGUCAUUGCCGAGCCUUUUGUGAUGGACAUGAGCCAGCUUGACCUGUCAGGUGAUGACCCUUUCGUGCGAAUGAUUCAUGCACAGCAUUUCCGAUUGGAUGCCACAGAUGGCGACUCAGACUGGGAAGUGAUUGGGCGUUCGAACACAACCCAAGAACAGCAUGUGCGAGCGCUGACCCAAAUCAGCAACACCUGUUCGGUGAUCAUCGACUCUGGAGCUGACGUUUCUUGCAUCCCCUUGAGCUUUGCAUCUUGUGGAGUCAGUUCCCCUGGAGAUUGCGUGAUGCAUGUGCGUGAUGCUCAGGGUGGCAGCAUGCAGGUGAGGGAUGAGCGCAUUGUCGAUUUCGUUUUGCAAAGCCCAAGCCAUGGACAUGUUACCAUCCGUGAGAGAUGCAUAGUCGCAGACGUAAUGCAGCCGCUGAUAAGCAUGGGUCGAUUGAUCAAGCAAGGUUGGUUUCCGUGCCAAAAUGCUCAGGGCUUCUGGCUGAACCACGAUGCUUCAGGAGCUGAUGUUCCUAUGUCAUUUCGAGGCAUGAGCCUUGGAGUGGAUGCUGAAAUCCGUCGCGUCGAGAAGGCCGAGGUCCCAGUUUCUCAAGUGCAAGCAUGCGAUCCGCAGAGUUCCCACGUCCAGUCGAAAGGUCCUCAGGUGCAACCAUGCGAUCCACAGAGUUCCCACGUCCAGUCGAAAGGUCCUCAGGUGCAACCGUGCGAUCCGCAGAGUUCCCACGUCCAGUUGAAAGGUCCUCAGGUGCAAGCAUGCGAUCCGCAGAGUUCCACGUCCAGUCGAAAGGUCCACAAAUUCAGCCAAGUGUGCCACAUGUACGAGUCCUUCAGCGUGCAGUGUUAG
This is a messenger RNA of Symbiodinium natans, 2091 nucleotides long. Lineage: Eukaryota; Dinophyceae; Suessiales; Symbiodiniaceae. The record is from the annotation of a GenBank genome assembly.